Messenger RNA from Ostreococcus tauri, 834 nucleotides. Its product is annotated as Zinc finger, RING-CH-type. Gene Ontology annotation, molecular function: zinc ion binding. The record is from RefSeq and is a predicted model, not a curated record. Bases 1 to 834 code for a protein of 277 amino acids. The transcript has a single exon. NCBI's taxonomy places the organism in Eukaryota, Viridiplantae, Chlorophyta, Mamiellophyceae, Mamiellales, Bathycoccaceae.
AUGAGCUCCCCGGUCAUCCUCACCGGUCUCGCCUUGCUCGAUCUGCGACGACGGGCGGAGGAAGAGGAGCGACGCCGACGGACGAUGGUGGGUGAUGACGCGAGCUCGAGCGAUGAAGAGUCGGACGCGGAGCCGAUGGGGUCGAGGGAGACGGUGAUGCCGUCGCGCGGAGGGACGGGGACGACGGCGGCGGACGCGGCGGACGCGGCGGACGCGGCGGACGCGGCGGCGGCGGCGGAGGCGGGCGCGACGGAAGACGCGGGCGCGAACGAGGACGGGAAGGGGGAGAACGGGGUGAUAGAUACCCGGGUGUGUCGAUUCUGCUUCACGGGGGCGGAGUGCGGGACGUUGAUCGAGCCGUGCGCGUGCGCGGGGUCGCAGCGGUUCGUGCACCGACGGUGCCUGCGUCGGUGGUUCUUGGUCGGCCUGGAGUCGCGAGGGGCGGUGGAGACGCGGUGCAGGGUGUGUCACGCCCCGUAUACGUAUGAGAGCAGUCGAAUCGCGCGGACGUAUCGCAAGGCGCGGUGGUUUUCGCUCACCGCCAGGGAUCGCGUGAGCGAGUACUCGCGCGCCUGGUUCCAAUGGGCGAGCUCGGCGCUCCUGAGACGCAAGGGCGUGACCCUGCCGCGAAGUCCCUCGAGCGCUGGGAAUCUCGCGCUGCUCGUCGCCGAGAGUGAAGUGAGAAUCUGGGCCCAGAGAGAGGAGACGCGCGAGGGGGCGACGAGCCAGCUCCCCAAGCUCCUUCGCGUCGGCACGUUUCUCUUCCGCGCGGCGGCGCUGCACGCCAAGGUGCGCCUCCUCUUGACCCCGAACUCCGUCGUCGUCACGCUCUGA